AUGGGAGACUACGGAGUAUACAGACUCUAUGCAGAAGAUGAAGAUAUGCAGGUCCUCUCACUGCCUUACGCGGACGAAUCGUUUGCUCUGAAUAUAUUCUUACCGAAGCAAAAAUUUGGUCUUGACGAAGUACGAGCGAACAUGACGGGUGAAAAGGUUCAGCAGCUUCUGUCCGACCUUACAAGGACAAAACUAUCGAAGAAACUAGGUUGGAAAGGAAAGAAUGAUGACCAUGCUGCCGAGGCAGGCUAA
Messenger RNA from Cylicostephanus goldi, 252 nucleotides. NCBI's taxonomy places the organism in Eukaryota, Metazoa, Nematoda, Chromadorea, Rhabditida, Strongylidae. The record is from the annotation of a GenBank genome assembly.